AUAGCAUAUCGCGAUACCUUUAAUAUUAUUCUACAUUGCAUAUAUGUGUGUAUGCUCCGGUCGUAACACGUUCCGCAACCGCAGCACUUAAACAUCUCGGACAGAAACAAGUCAACGAGGCCACUUAAUUUUUCAAAGGAGGAGGCCAUAGUUACUGUCGGAAAAGCUUUAUUGUUGAGGCCGACCCAUUUCGCCAAUCAACAUGUCUGGCAUGACCGAGGCAACGUCACAAACUGCAGAGAGUAUGAACGUUAAGCUCGCUCAGGAGUAUCAGCAAGGGCACCAGGAAGCCAAAGCUGCACUGACGUCUUCUGAGCCGUCGGUUGACCCUACCGGGGUGACAUCGGGCGGAGAGGCCAUUCAUGCUCUACCACCUCCUCCUCCUGGGCUAGCUGGUAGCAGCAGCGCGUCUGGGAAAAAUUUUGACGUCACUGUCAGCAACAAGGCUGGCUACCUUUGUCAUGUCCAUGUUACUGGCAACUGGCCAGUGCCCCCGGAGGUUCCCUUUGCAAUUUUUACGCAUCCAGAUAACUCGGCAAUUUUCCGUGACAUCCAACGAGUCGGCAGCCGCAAAGUGAUCAAGACCGAGCCGGGGUACAAGGAGGUGCAGGUCGAGCAGCUGCAGGACUUCCAGGUGCUGUGGCUGCGGCGCACCUACAGCACCUGGCUGCGGGUGGUGGAGGACACGCGCGACCCGGACUGCCUGCACAUCACAUUUGAGCUGCUGCGGAGUGACGUGUUGGCCAAGUUCGGCGGCUCGUGGCGGCUGGAGGCGGUUCGCGACCCCGCCAGCGGCCGCGUGGUGGGGUGCCGCGGGGAGCUGGUGCAGGACGUGCUGCCGAAGGGCAUGCCCUCCUUCAUGUCCCGGCUGCCCCUGCUGGGGGGCGCCCUGCGAGCCAUCAGCGUACGAGCCGUGACACGUGUCAUGGAGGACUUCAACACAGCGCUGGACAAGGUCCGCGCGGGCCACGCCUCCGGGCGCUCCACGGAGGCGGUGUUGCGGCAGCUGUGCGGCUCGGUGGCGGAGGCGGCGCACUGCAACGGAGCGGUCGCCAGCUUCGCAUUCGACACGGCGGAAGAGGAGGAGGAGGAGGAGGCGGAGGCAGGUGUGGAGGAGGGAAAGGGGACAAAGGAGGAGGGGGUUGCGGAGGCCAAGGGAAGCGAGGUACGGAAGGAGGAGGGGGCUGGGGCGGGCUCCUCGACUGCUAGUGAGGGAGUACCGACAGGGGUGGUGGUGGGCGAGGGUGCGGGUCUGGCGGAGAGGAUGGAGAAGCAGGCGGUGGUGUCUGCCCCGACGGGAAAGGGAGCGGCAGCAGCAGCAGCAGCAGCAGCGGGUGCGGGUGCGGUGUGUGUGGUUGCGGAGGCGGUGGCUGGGGGGGCGGAGGGGGGCGUGGAGGGUGCGUGAGCGCGGGGAAGGUGUGGUGUAGCGGUGUCGGUACGGAACGUACGCGGUAAUGGCUCGAAAGGGGUUUUGAUGUUUGAUAGUUAUGUGGUAAUCGUGGUGCUCGAAAUGUAGUCAAAUUGCAGUCGAAAGCGGCAGGGAGGGGUGCUCUAGAACUGGCGUGUGUGUGUGUGAGGUGGUCUGGAUUUUGGCUCUGCGGGGGUUGCUGGCCGUGUACUGUAGUGUUUAAGAUGGGGUGAUGUUUGUAGGGGAUUCGCAUGUUUCUUCUGCAUGGUUGGUUACUUAAAAGAGCUACUCAAGCCCCGCUGAAACGAGAUUUUGCCCUGUGUACGGCAUCUCACUUGUACGACAUCUGUUUGACUGGAAAUGGCGGUAUUGUGCCCUCAGUCAAGGGUUCUCCUGAAUUACACUUGUAUGGUACUCGGCGGGUACGUGAUGGGGCGAUAUUCCGCCCACAAGUCGCGGAUUGAUUUCACAACACAUCGCACUCUUGCGGUAUAUCCCACUUGGCCGCGGGCGAUAUUCGCCUGCAGUCAGGGGUUUCAACUGACACCUCGUUUGUAUGGCACGUUUGUUGGCACCCGCUUGAUUGGGCGUUAUUUUGCCUGUCAGGGGUUUUGCAACAGCAAUCCCAGAUAGCCGAGUAUUGCUGAUUAAAUUUGCUUGUCAUGCUGUUUGUUUUUGGAAUACUUGGUUUACUUGCUCUUUUCUAAGGUUUAAGGGUUCUGUCUUGUGUGGUACGGCUCUGGCGUCCGCACUACAGAGGGUUACAUGUAGACCUCUUCCACGGGGGGGGGCUGCGCUGAUGUGCUGGGGGGCUGAGCAGGGGGGUGCGUGAGAGAACGGAGUACAUAGGACCGCCGUCUCUGGGAUUGAUGAAUGCUGGUUUUGUACUUUCUUGCUUUAGAUGCGUGUAUGUGUGCCUUCGCUGUUUAUUAGCGGACUGCGCACGUACGGUAGUGAUGAUGUGUAGCUUGGGUCCGCAGCAUCGAGGUGUAGACCCAUGGGUCGGCCUGUGGGCUCAUGAAGCAGUGGGUAGGUAGUGCCGUACGUUACAACAGAUGGUUGUAAACCCACAGGGACCGGGUUCGUAUUUAAAACAAUUGCCGUACUGCAUCGCAUGACAUCGACUGCACACUCUUGAUGCUGCUGCCAUUGCGUAUGGAGCAAGCAUACGAUGCAACUCCCCGUGAAGGUAUAAUAUAUGCCAAUGAAU
Messenger RNA from Astrephomene gubernaculifera, 2618 nucleotides. NCBI's taxonomy places the organism in Eukaryota, Viridiplantae, Chlorophyta, Chlorophyceae, Chlamydomonadales, Astrephomenaceae. The record is from the annotation of a GenBank genome assembly.